ACAUCGGUCUUUCGAUCAAAACCUAGAAGCAACUGUAUAUUGUGGGUCCGCAAAGAAUGCGGCUAUCGGGGACUGACGCUUGACCUCCGGAGAAUGAUUUCUCGUGAUGAUCGGCGCUCAGACGCUGAAUUCCCACGCAAGCUCUCAUCAUCGAAGCUGUGUCGGGAGAUAAGCUUGUUCACGGGUCCGGAAGCCGGACUCGAGUGAGAGAGCGAGAGCUUCCCCCGAUACGCUAUGUGUUCCGUGGAAGUGAGCGGUCGAAUCUGUUGCGUCAAUCUUCCGCUGAGCGUGUACACGGUUCUCAAGGAUCUUCGCCUGCUUCGUUGCUGGAUCAGGGAACUGCCCAAACCCCCAUUACCUCCACUCGAGGUGACCCUCGAACGAUACCUCUCCUGCCUGGAGGCAGUUGUAUCCAAAAAUCAAUUCGAUGAAACGAAGAAAAUUGUCAACGAUUUUGCGAAAGGAGAUGGAAUCGCCUUGCAUCGACUCGUCGAGAAAUUAGCGCAGGAAAAAGAAAACUGGGCGACUUCCGUAUGGCUCCCUGAGAUGUACUUGCUGAAUCGCUUGCCACUCCCGGUCAAUCAGUCAGCGUUCUUCCUUUUUCCUCGGCAAAAUUUCAAAACUUUCCGGGAUCAGAUCUUAUUCAGUGCGCAACUCCUACACUUCGCCUUAGAGUUCCAGAGGCUUAUCGAAACAGAAACUCUAGACCAAGACUUCUCAAGGGCCGUUCACGUGAAGAGGUCGCCCCUGUGCAUGGACACCUAUUCGAAUUUUUUCAAUUCGUAUCGCCGCCCUGGUGUAGAAAUCGACUACCAGCUCAAUAAUAAACGGGAUCCGAAGUACCACAAGAGCGUUGUGGUCAUCCACCGCAAGCAGUUCUAUUUCCUCGAUCUGAGCUCUGAUCCGUCGAUAGAUUCGAUUGCAACUGCGUUGAACAAAAUCCGAACAUCUUCGACCACGGACGAAAAUACUCCCGUAGGCGCUCUAACGACACAACCGCGAGACAAAUGGGCUCAUCACUACGAAUUGUUGCGCAAGGACAACACGGCACACAUGGAGGCUCUAGAACGAUGCCUUCUCGUCCUUUGCCUCAACGAAUCAACACCCCCGUCGAAGCAAGGAUUGAGUCGCACCGAUCAAUGUGAAGAUCUCCUGCAUGGCAAAGGUGUCAAUUCGUGCAAUCGCUGGUAUGACAAAACCUUGCAGGUUAUGGUUGGUGUCGACGGCGUGACCGGAGUAGUGAUGGAACAUUCUCAAUCGGAAGGAAUCACACUCCUACGUUUCAUGGAAGAUUUCCUCGCCCGACAAGCUAAGAAUGGAGUUCAUAAUGUCGACUGGAGCGCAGCUCCUUGCCCAUUCGAAAGAAUGCAGUGGAAACUGUCACCGACUCUCACGCAGGCCAUCGUUCUCGCGAGAGAAGACGUUCAGAAACUGGUUGACGACGUGGAUCUAUACGUUUUGCACUUCAAAGACUUCGGGAAAGCACUCCCGAAAUCCAAGAAGAUUAGUCCAGAUGUUUUCGUGCAGUUGGCCCUGCAACUCACGUACUACAAAGUACACCGCAAAUUGGUUACCACCUACGAGAGUGCAUCGUUGAGGCGAUUCCGACUCGGCAGAGCGGACAACAUCAGGGCGGCGACUAAGCAAGCGUUGCAAUGGGUCGAAGCGAUGUGCGACGAGCAUCAGGAGACACAAGAACAAAAACACGAACUCUUCCGAGAAGCAGUCGAGGCACAAACUGCUAUUCUGAAAUACACGAUCACGGGCAAUGGUCCAGACAAUCACAUGUUGGCCAUGCGGGAAAUAGCGAAGAAAAUACAACUCAAAACGAGACUGUUCAACGACAAAUCCCAUCAGACUUUCUGGAACUUCCAACUCUCCACGAGUCAGCUUCCAAACGACUCGAACAUAAUUGUUGGCUAUGGAGCUGUGGUGCCCGACGGGUACGGAUGCGCUUACACGAUAAAUGAGAACGAUAUUGUGUUCAGCGUGGCUUCUUUCGACUCAUCUUCUGCGACUUCGAGCGACUUUUUCGCACUCAGCCUCGAAUGUAGUUUGAACCAGAUGCGGGAACUGUGCAAUCUGGGAGCGAAAGCUCAGUGAGACUGUUGAUUGUUGUUAUCGUCAUCCGAACGAAACCUGUUGUGUUCACGUUUAAUUUAUUAUCACUCGAACACGAGUAUACUCGCCAGAGUCUCUCGUUCCCUGCUCCUUUUUGACCUUGUUGAUCUUUCGAAAACGUGAUAUGUCCAUGCUUGUUGUCAUGAAUCCGCAACAUCAUUGUAUCUGUCGGCUUUACAAGAAGAUUCGGGAUAUUACCCUUGUUGAGUUCGGUGUUGGGAGAAACGAAACCGCAUCGACAUACCGACAGUGACGCCUGCCGUCAAAGAUAUUUUAGGGAUGCAUCUUCAUAUAUAUUUAUAGUUAUACCUGUAUACAUACAAAGCCUUCGAACGUCACAAGUUGUUCACAUAAAAUGACGUUUCUCU
Messenger RNA from Galendromus occidentalis (western predatory mite), 2489 nucleotides. RefSeq names its product Choline acetyltransferase (gene ChAT). Gene Ontology annotation, cellular component: neuron projection; cytoplasm. The transcript has 12 exons. Gene Ontology annotation, molecular function: choline O-acetyltransferase activity. The record is from RefSeq and is a predicted model, not a curated record. Lineage: Eukaryota; Metazoa; Arthropoda; Arachnida; Mesostigmata; Phytoseiidae. The coding region runs from base 235 to 2103 and encodes 622 amino acids. Gene Ontology annotation, biological process: acetylcholine biosynthetic process; neuromuscular synaptic transmission.